GUUUCCUAAAACGUCCCAUUUUAUACGCGCUGUAAAAUGAGCAAAUGCCAAAACCUCAGGGACAAAAACGGGUUUAUAAUUAAAAAAAUAAAAGUAGUACGUACUAUACGUCUAUACUCUAUACUGCAUACUACAACGCCACUGAAAAAUGACGCCAAAAGCCUGCUAAAACUUCCCACUCCUUCCACGUUCAAUUUCAUUUUUCCAGAAUUCAUCACUGCUUCUUCACUCUCUCUUCUAGGGUUUCUGCUGCAAAUUUUCUGCAAUUUUUCAACUUCAGGGACGGGCCUGUUUGAAGUAGACGGUGGAGCUUAUAUAUAUUUUGACUUGUCGGUCAUUUUUGGAUUACUUGAUGGCAUCUUCAGAUGAAGAGGGUGAGAUAUUCCCAGAGAGCGUGACUGAUUAUCAAUUCAUAAAUCAGGAAAAUAAACUUGUUUCAUUUGCAUUUUUGCCCCUUCUUUGGCCCAAGGAAAAGCCUGUUGAUACUGUGAAUCUCCAGCUGUUCUUUACUGGUGUUUCUGAUGAUGGCCUCAGAAAGGUUUUUAAACAAGUUGUAGCGUGGAGAUAUGAGCUUUCCUAUGUACAGCCUGAGAUUUCAGUUUUUUGCAAGGGUGACUUUUGGGUAAAACUUCUGAAGCCAAAAAAGCUGUUUGAGCCUACAAUUAGGUCACUACUAAUCACGAUCCAUUGCCUUCAUUAUGUUAAACAUAAUGUAGAGGCUACUGAAAACUCUAUAUGGUGCCACUUGUCAAAAGUGUUCAGCACGUAUGAGGUUGCCCCUUCAGAAGAUGACUGUAUGAAUCAUAUUUCACUAAUUAGAUUUGCCGCUGAACGUGAUAAGACCUUAUUGAACAAUGAGUACAUGCUUGGGAUUCUUUUGGAAAAGCCUAAGAAGGGGAAAGUGCUUCAAAUGGAAGGUUUGCCUGUGAAGAGGACUGAUUUUAUUGUUGAUGAAGAGGAUGACCCUUUUGAGGUUGAUGACUCAAUUGACUACGAUGACUUCUUUGAUACAUGUUGCUCCCUUUGUGACAAUGGUGGGGAUAUUCUUAGCUGUGAAGGGAGAUGUAUGAGAUCCUUCCAUGCAACCGAGGAUUCUGGAGAGGGAUUAUGUGAAAGCCUUGGCCUGUCAAUGGCACAAGUUAAUGCUAUUCCUGUAUUUAAAUGCAAAAACUGUCGAUAUCAGCAACAUCAAUGUUUUAUUUGCGGAAAGUUAGGCUCAUCUGAUUUAUUUUGUAAUCCAGAGGUCGUCCCCUGUAUUGCUGCUAAUUGUGGCCGGUUUUAUCAUCCUAGUUGUGUUGCUAAAGAACUACAAAAGAGAAAUGAUACCCAGGAUGAUGAUCUUGAGAAAAAAAUAGCUGCAGGAGAGUCGUUUGCUUGUCCUGUACAUAAAUGUUUUGUUUGUAAGCACGUAGAGGAUAGAGAAGUUGAUGACCUACAAUUUGCAGUUUGUAGACGUUGUCCUAAAUCAUAUCAUAGGAAAUGCUUACCGAGAGAAAUUUCUUUUGAAGAUGAUGAUGAGAAUGGAAUCCUACAAAGAGCUUGGGAUGGUCUUUUGCUAAAACGUAUUUUAAUAUAUUGCAUGGACCAUGACAUUGAUCCAACACUUGGCACCCCAUUGAGGAACCAUAUAUUAUUUCCUGGUAAAGAGAGAAAACGUGUAUCAGAGAAUUGUUUGCCUAAAGUGAAUGUCCUGCCUAAGAAAAGGAAACUGAUUCCGUACCAUUCUCCAAUUGAAACUGUUGAACGGAAGAUUGUAAAACAAGCUGAUAAGGCUCAUUGUUCUAGUUUUAAAGGGAGUGAUGCAACUAGGCAAGUCGGAAAAGGUAGUAUCAAACCUAGUUCUGAUGCACAGAAGAAUUCAACCUUCAGUAAUCUGACUUCUGCUUCAAGACGUCAAGUUAAAUUUUUGCCAACAUUAACUACAAGCAAAACAGUGCGUGAUACAAGUAAAUUUAUGUUUGAGAAGAGUCUGAAGUCAAAUGUGAUGAAGCUUGGCAAUGCUAACAAAUUUGGGAGGAAACUUAAUACCGUUCAUUCAGCUAAGCCCCUGCUAGAGAAACAAUGCUUCUCAAAUCCUGUUGACAUUCAAAUAGAGAAAAGAAUAAAUGCUCUGAUGGAAAAUGUCAAUGCUUCUUUUAAUGAGGAUGAAUUCAAAAAGCAGCAGGUUGUUCCUUCCAAUUACAAGGCCUCUCAAAUUCCUUUAGAUAAGACUCUGUCGAAGGUGAAAGUAGAGGUCACGGUUAAUGCCAUUCGAACAGCCUUAAAGAAGCUUGAAGAUGGUGGCACUAUUGAAGAUGCAAAGACCCACUGUAGCGCAGGAUUGCUUUGCCAACUCCCAAUAUGGAAGAAAAGGCUUAAUGUGUAUCUUGCACCUUUUAUACAUGGCAUGUCCUAUUCAUCCUAUGGACGACACUUCACGAAACCGGAUAAGCUUCAAGAGAUUGUUGAAAGGCUACAUUGGUAUGUCCAAGACGGUGAUAUGAUAGUGGACUUCUGCUGUGGUGCUAAUGAAUUCAGCUGUUUGAUGAAAAAGAAGCUGGAUGAUGUUGGGAAGAAGUGCUAUUUCAAAAAUUUCGAUCUCUUUCCAUCAAAGAAUGAUUUCAAUUUUGAGCGAAGGGAUUGGUUUAGUGUUCAAUCUGGAGAACUGGCAGAAGGCUCUCGACUGAUAAUGGGGCUGAAUCCUCCUUUCGGAGUUAAGGCAUCACUGGCUAACCAGUUCAUCGAUAAAGCUCUUCAAUUUAACCCAAAGCUUCUCAUUUUUAUUGCCCCACCAGAAACUCGGAGGCUUGAUUCUGGGAAAGGCCCGACGCACACAAGGUAUGAUUUGAUAUGGGAGGAUUCAUAUCUACUCUCUGGCGAGGCAUUCUACCUUCCUGGAUCUUGUGAUGCUCGUGAAAAGCAACUAUCACAAUGGAACAAUGUUACUCCUCCCCUUUAUCUCUGGAGCCAUCCUGACUGGACUAGAAAGCACAGGGAAAUUGCCUACAGGUGCGGCCACUCUCAGAUUUCUGGUCAAAUACCAUGUUCUCGCCCACCUACUUGGAACUAUAUACUCGAAGAGCAGCAAGAUUGUUACGGUGAUUUCUCCCAUCUGAUGAAUAUGUAUGGUGAUCUUCCCCGCAUUUUAGAUGAUGUUCCGGAACAUAAUCAUAACCCAAUGAUAACAAAUGUGGCAGGACUGCCGGAAGCCAAUGUGUGCAUUACUCCUGUUGACGAUCUGAAGGACAUGGAUAUCUCUCCCACCAAUUCUCCAAGUUACUUUAUCUCUUGACUCGUUGAUUUGUAAAUUCCUUAGAUCCUUGUAAAAAAGUUGGCGAAAUAUGUCAUAUCUGUCGAACUACUAUAUAAGCUGUGAAGUCUUGUCAACUCUGCUAACUAUACACUUUUACCCGGUGCAUAUAGCCCUAUCUUGCUAUCAGUAUUCAUUAUGUAUGGCCACUGCAGUUUUGUAAAGCUUAAGUUGUCUUUAAGUAUAUCAAGCAUAUUGGUUACUCGCUA
This is a messenger RNA of Chenopodium quinoa (quinoa), 3498 nucleotides long. RefSeq names its product protein ENHANCED DOWNY MILDEW 2-like. The record is from RefSeq and is a predicted model, not a curated record. NCBI's taxonomy places the organism in Eukaryota, Viridiplantae, Streptophyta, Magnoliopsida, Caryophyllales, Amaranthaceae. Bases 353 to 3271 code for a protein of 972 amino acids. The transcript is spliced from 19 exons.